Molecule: messenger RNA, 4055 nt
Organism: Coturnix japonica (Japanese quail)
Lineage: Eukaryota; Metazoa; Chordata; Aves; Galliformes; Phasianidae
Gene: NGEF
Product: neuronal guanine nucleotide exchange factor
Biological process (GO): activation of GTPase activity
Molecular function (GO): guanyl-nucleotide exchange factor activity; protein binding
Source: RefSeq, a predicted model, not a curated record
CAGCUGCUCUAGUCGAGAUCUGAAAGCCAUGGAUGGGCAUGGAGGAGAAGCUGCUGGUGGGCUCCAGCAGGGUAUUUCUCGGUCAAUUUCAGUCUCUGAAGGUGAGGAAGAGUCAGAAGGUGCUGACUCUGCGACCCAUGAGAGGGACUCUCACACACAUUACAUCGCCAUUCAAAGAAAUUCCAAGUACUAUCGGUCCAUGAGGCUGCCAAACAGAACAAAGAGGAAGACUGCAAGAGAAACAAUGCACGCAGGACGUGCUGCAGGUUCACUCAAAAACAAUGAGUCGGUCAAAGAGCCCCUGAACGUUUUACCACCUAAGGGAUCACCACCUCCAGUAGACUCUAACAAGACAACUUUAGAAGAACUAUUGAUUCAGAGGCUGCUGCCUUCCUACCCCCGUUACCGUGGCAACCUCCCGGGCUCCCCCAGCCCCGCGCCGCCGCCGCUACCGCCGGAGCUGCUCGGCAGCCGCCUGCCGCCGCCGGCCAUGGAGCUGCUGGCCGCGGCGCUCAGCGCAGCCUGCGCCCUCGACCAGGACGGCUCUGCGGGACAGCCCGGCAGGAAUCCCCCCGCGGCCGCCGAGGACAGCAGCCCCACCGCCGCCGAGGCGCCGCCGCCCGCCCACCCCAUGACGGCCGACUCGUGGAGGAACCUCAUCGAGCACAUCGGGCUCUUGUAUCAGGAAUAUCGAGAUAAGUCAACGCGCCAGGAGAUCGAAACCAGACGACUGCAGGAUUCACAGACAGACCCUGAGGAGAGUUCACCCAGUGAGGAAACCCCACCUGAGACAGAACCUGCAAGUACCCCCGAGAGCAAAGCUGCACCACAGAUCAAUUUGCUGAGGAACUCCAACUCCAGGUUCAACUUAUGGCAGGACCUGCCGGAGAUCCGGAGCAGUGGGAUCCUCAGCAUCCUCCAGCCAGAUGAAAUCAAGCUGCAGGAGGCAAUGUUUGAGCUGGUUACUUCUGAAGCCUCGUACUGCAAGAGUCUGAAUCUGCUGGUGUCUCAUUUCAUGGAGAAUGAGCGUCUGAAGAAGAUCUUACACCAGUCCGAGGCACACAUCCUCUUCUCCAAUGUCCUGGAUGUCAAGGCUGUUAGUGAGCGAUUCCUGCUGGACCUGGAGCGACGGGUUGAGGAGAAUAUAGUGAUCUCGGAUGUGUGCGAUAUUGUGUACCAGCAUACAGUUGAGCACUUCUCUGUGUACAUCACCUAUGUCUCCAACCAGACCUACCAGGAGAGAACUUACAAGCAGCUUCUCCAGGACAAGCCAGCUUUCCGGGAGGUGAUCACACAGCUGGAGCUGGAUCCCAUGUGCAGAGGCCUGUCCUUUUCUUCCUUCCUGAUUCUGCCAUUUCAAAGGAUCACUCGGCUCAAGCUACUGGUGCAGAAUAUUUUGAAGAAAGUGGAAGAGAAAUCUGAGAGGGAAACCACUGCCCUGGAAGCACAUAAGGAGCUGGAAACAGUGGUGAAAGCAUGCAAUGAAGGGGUCAGGAAGAUGAGCCGAACAGAGCAAAUGAUCAGCAUCCAGAAGAAACUGGAAUUUAAGAUCAAGUCUGUGCCCAUCAUCUCUCACUCCCGCUGGCUGCUGAAGCAGGGGGAGCUGCAGCAAAUGAACGGCCCGAAGACGUCGCGGACACUUCGCACCAAGAAACUCUUCAGAGAAAUCUACCUGUUCCUUUUCAACGACCUGCUGGUCAUCUGCCGGCAGAUUCCAGGAGACAAGUACCAAGUGUUCGACUCGGCGCCCCGGGGGCUUCUUCGGGUAGAGGAGUUAGAAGACCAGGGGCAGAGUUUGGCCAACGUCUUCAUCUUGAGGCUGCUGGAGAACGCCGAUGACCGGGAGGCCAGUUACAUGCUGAAGGCAUCGUCGCAGAGUGAGAUGAAGCGUUGGAUGAUUUCACUGGCCCCAAACCGGAGGACCAAGUUUGUUUCAUUUACAUCCAGACUUUCUGAUUGCCCGCAGAUCCAGUGUGUCCACCCCUACGUGGCCCAGCAGCCGGAUGAGCUGUCCUUGGAGCUGGCUGAUGUCCUCAACAUCCUGGACAAGACAGAUGAUGGCUGGAUAUUUGGGGAGCGGCUCCACGACCAGGAGAGGGGCUGGUUCCCCAGUUCUAUCGGGGAGGAGAUCCUGAACCCCAAAAUCCGAGCCCAGAACUUGAAGGAAUGUUUCCGGGUGCACAAGUCAGAUGACAGCCAGCGGAGGAAACUGGGCAGCAGGAACCGUCAAUGACUGCUGGCAUCCCCACGUGUGGGGAGCAGCCCUGGGAGAGGGGCAGAGGACAGAGGCUGCCAGCUGGGGGGACACAGCCAUGGUGCUGGGGGCCAUGGCAUGGGACCUGGUGUGCCACACCAAGCACGUCCACCUUUGAACGCAUGGACCUCCAUUCCCAGGCGGCCUGCCGUGCUUUCUGCAGUGCUGAGCCCUCCUUGGAGAGCAGUGCUUCGGGCUGGCUGAAAUCACCCCUUUCCAAAGAGCAUGAGCCCAAACUGCACCACAUGAAGGCCCUGGGUGCCAGCCAGCUGACCAGCGAGGGAACCUGGGGCAGCAAAUAGAACUCAGCAAUUAGCAUUGCCCACUGACACCUCAUCGCUACCGUUUGAGUGAGGGGCUCUCUUAAAGCUGCACCUCACAGGGGUGGGAAUUCCAGUGGAGGAACCACCUGACACCCCUUCACACAGCCCCCAGGACCCCAUUUCCCCAGUGAAGCUGAUGGAGGCAUCCCUUUGUAGACCCUCGAUCUGCUCCCCAGCGCUCUGAACACAGCCCUGCUCCACCAGCAGCCCCACCUCAGAGGCCCCAGCCUCCACCCCUGCUCACCUGAAGGCCUCAAAGCACAUCUGGGUCCUGCCCCAUGGCUCACCCCCUCCCUCAGCUGCUGCAGAAGCGUGAUACCGUGGCAUUCCCAGGCUGAUCCAGUGCUUUUGGGAAGACAGGCUGCACAUGGUGUCUGCUGUACCCACUGUGGCACACUGCAGGGCUCCAGGAGUGCCGGUGGGCGAGCACCAUGCGGUGAGUUGGCAGCACCCCAGGAGCUGCUGUGCUGCACAGUAAGAAGGCUCAGCAACACGCCUGCAUGCUUGUAACCCACACCUCCAGCUGUGUGCAGCCUCCCUGUACAGUUCAUGUAUAUACACGGUCCUCUGUCGCAAGCAGAGCCAGACCAUCACCUGUUCCAGUUGUGGCACUGAGCAUCGCAUGAAGCCCAGGGCACAAACAGCCCCACGUGUGACCACAGCAGAGAGCACUGGGCUCACAGCAUGGGCUGUGCUGGUCCUGAGCUGCAGCCACCACCCGUUAUGGAACCGGGGCUAUUGGGUGUUUCUGUAACGCAGCAAGGAGUCUUCCAGGCACUGCCGUGUGCUGCAGCGGUUGCAGGCUGUAUUGCGGAAGGGGACAGAGAGCAGCGUGGGGUCCUGGUUGUGUGAGGGGUGUGCAGCGAGCCCAGGAUACAGCUGGUGGAAGCUGCAGCAAAGGGAGCACAGAAGCGGGUCCUCCCUUGGGGCAGCUCCAUGCCACCACACACAGGGCCCCAGGGAGGGUCUCCAGCUUGAUGCAAUGGGCUUACCCACCGAACUGAGCACAUCACAGCCCAUCCAGUUUGGCAGAGCCACAGCCAGCACAGCCCGGUGCUGAAGCCCCGCAGGGGCUGUUUGGCAGUACAGAAGGGCUCCCUCACCUACCAGAAGCAGCUGUACCCCAGUGGAGGAGCCCAGAUUCCCCACCAUCAGGAUACCAGCACCUGGCUGUGUUGCCUGUGGGAUGAGAGGGGCCCAGGGCUGCCUCACGCUGUCCCCUCACACCCUGGACUCCCUCCAGCUGCUCCAGCUCUGUUGUGACUUCUUAUGACUUCAAACCCCAGGCUCAGGCCGUGCUGUUUCCGGGCACCGAGUGGCAGCCAGUGUUAUUUCCUCAGUCUCAGCCACACACACCUUUCCAUGGGCACACAGCUGCAGCCCCCACAGCCCCCCAGGCUGCUGCGGGGCACUGAGGGGAACUUCUUGUCGUCUCGUUUUCUGUGUGAUGAAAUAUAGCUGAGUGAGCCAGCACCAGA